Messenger RNA from Bombina bombina (fire-bellied toad), 1871 nucleotides. It is a transcript of the gene RAB31, whose product is annotated as RAB31, member RAS oncogene family. The transcript is spliced from 7 exons. Gene Ontology annotation, molecular function: GTPase activity; GTP binding. Bases 156 to 740 code for a protein of 194 amino acids. NCBI's taxonomy places the organism in Eukaryota, Metazoa, Chordata, Amphibia, Anura, Bombinatoridae. The record is from RefSeq and is a predicted model, not a curated record.
GAGGAAUUAAGUCCUCCUAUUUUGUUCUCUCUCUCUCUCUUUUUGUUAACUCAGGAAAUUAUUUGCAUGCGAGUGUAGAAGCACAGCCCUGGAGUUUACAAGUGCUGCAGUGCUUUGUCUGCUGAUGAUGUGAAAAACAAAAACCCUAUUAAAGGAUGGCUAUACGAGAGCUUAAAGUUUGUCUACUGGGGGACACUGGUGUUGGGAAAUCAAGUAUAGUUUGUCGAUUUGUCCAAGAUCAUUUUGAUCACAAUAUCAGUCCUACUAUUGGAGCAUCGUUUAUGACAAAAACUGUGCCUUGUGGAAAUGAGCUGCAUAAAUUUCUGAUUUGGGAUACUGCUGGCCAGGAACGUUUCCACUCAUUGGCACCUAUGUAUUACAGAGGCUCGGCUGCUGCUGUAAUUGUAUAUGACAUCACAAAGAAGGAAUCUUUUCAUACACUGAAGAAAUGGGUGAAAGAAUUAAAAGAACAUGGACCUGAGAACAUUGUAAUGGCCAUUGCUGGAAACAAAUGUGACCUACAUGACACAAGGGAAGUAACAAUUAGAGAUGCCAGAGAGUAUGCUGAAUCCAUUGGAGCAAUUGUUGUUGAAACCAGUGCAAAGAAUGCUAUUAAUGUUGAAGAACUCUUCCAAGGGAUAAGUCGAAGGAUCCCACCUCUGGAUCCUCAUGAGAAUGGGACCAACGGGGCAAUGAAACUUGGACGGCAGUCAUCACAGUCAGUGAAUCGAUGCUGCUGAUCUGCACAGUUUGGUGACCUGCAAACGAUUAUUCUUUGCACUAUGACAAGGUUUUAAUGACUGUCAUAUUAUGAAGAACUAAAUAGGUGCAGAAAAUAAUCCCUCAGAAGUCACCCUAAUUUGAUGAGUGUGCAGUGAUUGACUGUCCAUCAUUUUAACCAUUUUCACUACUGUAAAAAUUAAGAUGAUUUCUUUACAGAACAGUUCAUUGGAAUAUGCUGUAUAAUAAUACAGACUUUUAAAGUAUUGUGUAAGGUCAUUUUCAUACAUAUUUUUUUAGUAGUUUUUAUUUUAUGUACAAUUUUUUAAAAAGUUUCUUUUUGUUGGAUAAGAUUUUUCAUAUAACAUUAUGAUUUAUUUUCAGUGCACUUUGACUCAAGUAAAAUUAGAAUAUUUUACUUCAAAAUAUAUCCCAACAAAUAUCAAGGAAACUCCAAUUAAUCCAUGUUCGCACUCUUUGAUAUGAAAGAACAAACUAUUCUUAUGAAAGUAAUGAUGAAAGUAAUGUUUCUUUAACGAAUACCAAAAAAAUAUUCUCUUUAUGAUUAGUAAAACCAUUGUAUCUCAAGCCACUGGUUGUACAUUCAUUUGAAUAGGUUUUAAAUUAUGGAUUUGGGAAAACUACAAUAUUUCAAUUUAAUUGCUAAAAAUAAAUUUGGCGACCAAACUGACAUUGAAGUAUUAUAUGAUGUGCCAAGUAAUGAAUUUAAGUGUGAUGUAUUAUUAAGUAAAUAGUAAGGUCAAAAUGUAACGUUCAUGAUUCAUAUAGAGAUUGAAAUUUAAAAAAAAAACUUUCCACUUUACUUUUGUUAUCAAAUUGUCUUCAUUCUCUUGGUAUCCUUUGUUAAAGAACAUACCUAGGUAGUCUCAUGACUAGCAAUCCACAGCUAUCUGGUGAUUUGCGGCUGUAGACAUGUCUCUUGUCAUUGGCUCACCUUAUUUGUUCUGCCAAUUAAUAAUAGAAAUACAAUGGGAAGUUGUCUAAAAUUGCAUGCUCUGUCUGAAUAAUAAAGGUUACAUUUUGACUUCACUGUUACUUUAAUGCUCAUUGCAUAACAAAUAUGUCACUGGUUUACCAAUCUUAACUAGUUUGUAAUUCAAGUAUAAAUAAAAUACAGUUUUCCUACUAAA